AAAAGGAAAAGGAAAGGGGAAAACGUCGGGAAAUGCGCGACGGUUUUGCGAUGAUGAGGGACAAAGGUCAUUAUUGAUCGGCAAUGCGAGGGAGGGUGCGCGACACGGAGUCUCAAUAGGAACGUAUUUUGCGAUUGCGAGCCACCCUAACAAUCCUGUUCUGAGAUUUGGCCGGCUAGUGUUGUUAUUGCCGGAUUCCCGUCACCAUGUCAGGCGACAGGGACUAUAUUGGAUUUGCGACUCUUCCGGAACAAGUGCACAGGAAAUCGGUGAAAAGGGGAUUCGAAUUCACGCUGAUGGUCCUGGGUGAGACAGGAUUGGGGAAAUCGACAUUGAUAAAUAGUCUUUUCCUUGGUGACCUCUACAAAGAUCGACGAAUCCCAGAUGUAUCGGAGCGUAUAGAAAAAACCACUUCAAUUGAGAAGAAAACGAUGGAUAUAGAAGAAAGAGGCGUCAGGUUACGACUGACGAUCGUGGAUACUCCUGGUUUUGGCGAUUCAGUGAAUUGUGAGGAUACAUGGAAAGCGUGUUCCUCAUACAUAGACGAACAAUUCCGACAGUAUUUCACAGAUGAAAGUGGACUGAAUAGAAAAAAUAUACAGGAUAACAGGGUGCAUUGUUGUCUCUAUUUUAUUCCUCCAUAUGGACAUGGGCUGAGGCAGUUGGAUCUGGAAGUGUUGAGACGGUUGCAUCGUAAAGUGAAUGUAGUACCUGUAAUUGCGAAAGCUGACACUCUUACGACUCAAGAAGUGAAGAAAUUAAAAGAGCGCAUACUUGCUGAUAUUGAAGAGCACGAAAUUCAGGGGCUUUUUGGAUCUCUGUUUAUGACUAUGAGGUCGCUGAUUAUGAAUCAGCUUGAAAGAAAGUUUUUUUUAGACAUCAAAUAUGGUCGUUGCAGAAUGAAUGCAAUUGAAUGUUUCCUCUGCCAGUUCCACAAAAGCGUCGCCAGCGCCAUCAGAAGACUCGAGGGAAAGACGUUUUGCGCAAUGAGUGUAACAUACGCGAGUCGCUUCGAAGCCGUGUUUCUGUGCACGAAUCCAAAAGGACCCAAAAUGACAUUCUCAGCGGCUGUGCGCUACAUGAGAAACUCAAAGGACUUUGUAAGGAAGUGGGUGAAGCGUGAUAAAGAUGUAGAAAACGAAGAUUUGACAGACAGGGAAAGAUGCGUGUGA
Messenger RNA from Belonocnema kinseyi, 1172 nucleotides. Its product is annotated as septin-2-like. Lineage: Eukaryota; Metazoa; Arthropoda; Insecta; Hymenoptera; Cynipidae. Bases 207 to 1172 code for a protein of 321 amino acids. The record is from RefSeq and is a predicted model, not a curated record. Gene Ontology annotation, molecular function: GTPase activity; molecular adaptor activity; GTP binding. Gene Ontology annotation, cellular component: synaptic vesicle; microtubule cytoskeleton; cell division site. The transcript has 7 exons. Gene Ontology annotation, biological process: regulation of exocytosis; cytoskeleton-dependent cytokinesis.